This is a messenger RNA of Psylliodes chrysocephalus, 606 nucleotides long. Lineage: Eukaryota; Metazoa; Arthropoda; Insecta; Coleoptera; Chrysomelidae. The record is from the annotation of a GenBank genome assembly.
AUAAAGAGAAAAAUUUAUAAAUAAAUAUGGUUUUAGUUCUAUUUAGAAAGUGCUACCCUUGCCUUGCGUAAAUUGUGUGUUUCGUUUAGUAAUUUGUUAAAGUGUUAAGAAUUCAGAACUUAUAUACGUUAGAAGUGUUGGAAGUCCAAUUUGUUCUCAAGUAAAAUGCCUUUUAAUACAGCGUGGAUUAAAGGUUACCGAGAAUUUACAUUGGAUGGAGACAAACUUUUCUGUACAGUUUGUUCAAAAAUUAUUCAUGCUGAUAAAAAAUUUAUUGUGGAUCAGCAUGCCAAAUGCUCAAAGCAUAUUCUUAAUAUGCAGAAAUCGGAGGGAGGUACAUCACAGCAAACUCUAAAAACUUGCCUUAAACAAAGUGCAAAACACACCGUUCAACAAAAGCAGUUCAACGCGGAGUUGUGCAAAGCAAUGAUUACCAGCAAUAUACCGCUGGCAAAAUUAAACAGUCCCAACCUAAGGCAAUUUCUAGGCAAGUUCUGUAAUAUAAAUAUCCCCGAUGAAUCAACCAUACGCAAAGGAAGUGUCGAUUCGAUUUUUAAAGAAACUUUAACUAAUAUAAAUACAGAUAGGAAAGUAAAAAGUUGUUAG